AAGGAAUGACAUUCCAUGAGGGCAACAUUACAUUUUCAAGUUAUCGUUGAAAAAGUGUACUGUCAUUACAGAUUCUUCCAACUCAAUGGGGUUUAUUUUAUUGCUUUAAAAAACAAUCUUACUGGCUCUAAGAGCUGUCCUAAAUUUGUCAAGAUGACAUGGCUAAGAUGGCAUGACACUAUGCAAGGUUAUUUGAUUGAUUUUGUUUUCAUUCCUAUUUUCAUUCCUAUUUUGAUGAGGCAGUGGUAAUUAUAUGCAGAACUUACCACUUAGUUGGCUAUAGCCUGGAAACCUGAUGUUUUAUUUAAUGGAAAUCUACGUUGGGCAUAAAUUAGUGUUUGGAUCAGGAAAGUUUCCUCUCACGACCUCUACAAGCCAGAAUGUUGAAUAAAAUUGUAGUUUAACUUUACUGGUUGUCCAUGUGGUUGGUCUGUUUGCAGGUAGGAAUGAGAUAAUAUCUACAGGAAAGUAUAGUUUAAUCUACUUUUCAAAGUGCUGGCAGAAUGUUCAGAUUUGUCACCUGAAGCAUGCACAGAACCAUGUAAGCAUGAGCCUGGCAAGUAUGCAUGCAUACAUGUAUUUUCAUCUUGUGUGUGUGCUUCAAUGAAAUUCAACGUCAGGUUUCCAGGCUGUUGGCUAUUGCAAGUGAAGUGUAGGGUUCUUGUAUCCUUCCUUCUCUCACCUGCAGGCUUGGAGAAACUAGCAGUCUCUGUGAAUGCUGCAAGGUGACAUGAAAGGUCAAAAGCGGCAAGGGAGGAGCACCCUUUUCAAAUAGAACAGUAAACUGGGCUUCAUGCUGACAACAGCACUCAUGCUGAAUGCUGCUAGGUGACAUGAAAGGUCAAAAGCGGUGUGGGAGGAGCACCCUUCUCAAAUGGAACAGAAGUCUGGGCUGCAUGCUCAUGCUGUCAACAUAGUAGCAUGGUGCAUCGUUCAGAAACAUCUUUUGCAUGAAACGUCAUAAUUUUCAAAAUAGCUUUCAUUGGGAAGGCAGAUAGUGUGUGUGUAUAUAUUAGCAUGUGAAAACAGAAUCCUACUCAUUACUUUACUUGCUUAACCCAUUUUUUUGUUUGUUUUUGAGCCACCGUUGGGCAGAGCAGGGCACCUGGCUCACGCCCAGGAGGCAGCCCCGUUCCAAAACAAAUGCAAUCGCUUUUCACCUGGUGCAAACACCUCCCACCAGGCCCUAAAACCCGUCACUGAAUCAAUCACCUGCUUGAGUUGCCUGGCAGGCUUUGCACUCUACCAAUCAGAGUUGACAGGGUGUAAAGAGGAGGAGGAGCAGCUGCAUGAUUGUGGGUGUGUCCUAUCUUGGACUUCAACAAUAGUGUGUACGGGAAAGUCAAGCAUGGAUGUUGCUGUCGCAGAGGAACCCCUGAGGAAAAUUUUCAGAGCAAAAAAGACUAUGAAAGUCAGCGAUCGACAGCAACUGGAAUCCCUUCACACCACUCUCUCCUCUCCAUGUUCUUUGCCAUCCCCACCACAGCCAGUAAUGGUAAAUGGGAAGCACUGUGAAGAUGUGUCUAUGGAAGUAGAUAAAGAAAUACAUGGAACUACACAUUCUACCACUCAUGCCCCUUCCUCCCUGACGGCCACAUCCCUAACCACUGAGACCUCUGAGGAACCAACAGCCUCUGAAUUACUGGUUUCUUCAUCACAGAACAUACACUCUGAUGUAAAAGAUGUUCAGGAAGAAGGAGAGGGGGACAUGGGGUCUACAUUACCCAGCCUUGAGGUAGAAGACAAAAUGAAUGGACUGGGAAAGGUGGAUAGAAAUUCCAAGGAGGAUGUUAUUGUUUCCUCUCCUGUGAGUUCAGAGAAAGCAGUAGCAGUAAGAGAGCGUGAGGUUGAUGAUAUGGAAGUAGACCUGGUACCAGGUACCACUCCGGACACAGUGCCCAUAUUGAACCCUGCCGCCUCCCUCCUCCUGUCCUCCAACACGGCUGUAGAGUCUGUCUCUUCCCCUUCGCUUUCUCCGUCUUACACGGCAGAGUCAGACCAGGAGGUCAGGCCAGGGUUCCUGGUGCUUAGUGAAGAUGAUGAUGUCCAGGAUGAGAGUGAUGAAGAGGAGAAAGAGGAGGAACAGAGGGAAAGUGAAGGAAAGGUAGAAAAAGUUGAGGUUAACAUGGAGAAGCCAGAACAAUUUGAAAGUGGUGCUCCAGUUGACUGUCUGUCCCCUUCAUCAACAACGCCCCUUCAGAUUGAUGAAGAAGAGGAGGGUGCUGCUCUACAGAAGAAACGAUCCUUGUCUGGAGACUCGGAGGAUGGUGGUCAAAAGCAGGGAGAAAGAGACUUGGAAGUGGUGGAAAGGCAUCAUAAGAGGCCCAGAGUAGACUGUGAGGAGGUGGAGGCUCAUGUGGAGCUGAAGAUCAGUGUGAGCGCAGAAAGGCAACACAAGCUAAAGAAGGUGGUGCAGCAGCUUGUUGAGGAGCAGUUGUGUGUUCUGCAGCUUACACUAUUUGACAAGAGUCUUCAGGGGCUCAGAGACAGACUGGACAAAAUAGAAAAACACCCGAGUGCACUCAAGAGCCUGCAGGCAAAGAUUGGCCGACUUUCUAAGAAAGUUGGAACUGCCAUCCAGGCCAUGGGGAAUGCCAAGAAACCUCCAGAGGUACUGUUGCCACCUACCUCUACUUCUGCCACAGCAACCACCCAAGCAGGAUCAGGAAUUCUCGGCCUGAGAACAAUGGGGAACAACAUACCAGAUCCAAAGCGUAAUGAUCAGAGCAGUCAAACCCCUACUCCUGUACGUACUGAUCAGGGCUGUCAAACCCCUAGUCCUGUACCCACAGCCCCCUUGCUACCUUCCCCCUCUUCCACAGCCUCAGUCGGAUCUCAACCCACAUCCCAAACCUUGAUGCUGAGCACCUGUGUUACCCCAACACCAGGCCCGUCCGCCUUCCCUCUCCAGUCAUUCCUCAUACAGCUGCCUGGUGGAGGGACAGCCAUCCUUACCAACCCAACCAACUCCCAGCUAAUCCCAGUGUGCGCACUUCCCGCCAUGACGAGUUCCACUGUGACACCCACCACUGCCUUCCUCCUGCAGAGGACUACUCCCUACACCCCUGCUGCUCCCAAGCCCCCCUCGGCUUCUGCCCUCUUAUCUAAUUUUGUUGCCACACCCACAACCACGACUACACCCACUGACUCACCAGCUGCCACAACGUCCCACAUAACCACACCCAUAACCAUGCCCAGGGCCACAACCACAGCCAUAACCACACCCUGGGCCACAACCAUAACCACACCUUGGGCCACAACCAUAACCACACCCAGGGCCACAACCAUAACCACACCCAGGGCCACAACCAUAACCACACCCAGGGCCACAACCAUAACCACACCCAGGGCCACAACCAUAACCACACCCAGGGCCACAACCAUAACCACACCCAGGGCCACAACCAUAACCACACCCAGGGCCACAACCAUAACCACACCCACACACAGGGCCACAACCAUAACCACACUCUGUGCCACACCCAAUAUCUCCCACCCUGGAGCCACUGGGACAGUCGGCAGGCCCAGUUCCAGUGUGUCUGUCUCCGUCUGUGAGUCAAUUCGGCUUGUGUCUGUGGCGAACUCCACUUCAUCCUUACCAAGAUUCUCAAUGCCAGCCACCACAGGCACUCAACCCUCUGUGCGACCAGCUGCCUCUGUGCAUCCAGCUGCCUCAGCACAACUAGCUGCCCCUGUACCACAGGUGUCUGUGAAAACAGGUAGUGAAUCUACAAAUACUCCUUCAGACUCCACGCAGGCAUCUCACCCUGCCAAAUCAGAAGCAUUCAUAGACCUGACAGAGGAGGAGGAGGAGGAGGAUGAUGAUGAUGUUCUAGUUACUGGAGUGCUGAAGGCUCCGAUGGCUUUGAAGGCCUCGCCUUCAACAGCGGGUCAGCGAACAACAGCCACACAGCAAACAGCCACCUCCACUUCAGUCGGCACACAGGCCGUGAGGUCAUCACUUGGUCAGACUUCAGCUGUUGGAUCUCCGCAUGCUGUUUAUCAUCGCCCCCUGCAGGGCUCCCCAUCUGAAAGUAUUGCCUCCGCAACAACCACUUCUUCAUCUUCCAUACCAUGCCCCCAGCCCUCUCCCCUUCCCCCCUUGCCUGUCCCACCUCAAACUAUCAGCCUGCCCCUCGAAGCGGCCAGCACCAGCCCUCCACAGCAGCCUCUGCUCAAAAUAACCCGGGUCCCGAGCCAGAAUGACGGCAUCGUGCUCUCCUGGUCUGUGAUUGAGGUAGACAGGAGCUGUGCUGCCGUGGACAGCUACCACCUAUACGCCUACCACCAGGACCAUUCUGGCCCCAGCACACACCCCCUACUCUGGAAGAAGAUAGGGGAGGUGAAGGCCUUGGCUUUGCCCAUGGCCUGUACACUCACACAGUUUGUCUCUGGCUCCAAGUACUACUUUGCAGUCCAUGCCAGGGACGUGUUUGGCCGCUUUGGACCAUUCUGUGAGCCUCAGUGCACUGACGUCUUAACGUCCCCUUCACCGAAAGCUCCAAUUUAACCAAAUGUUAAGAUUUAAGUUAAUUUGUUGUGUCAAGUCAAAACGAGGAGAAAUAUUGAUUCUGUAGAUUUUUUUUUUUUUCCUUUUGGUAGCCAAAGUGAAAAGUUCAGUAAAGCUUCUGGCAAAUCUAAUUGCUCUAUUUUCAAAUGAAUGUGUGUUGGUAUUUUUUUUAUCAGAAUUUUGCACUCAAAUCAUAUUUUAGCCCAGGUGUUUACAAGAGUGACUUAUCAUUGGAAUGUUACUGGAAAAUGUUGUUGCCCAUCCUGGUGAAAUGGGUUGGUCCCAUGUGACCACUGUCUGCCUGCCGUGUGUUUGACCACAUGGGUGCAGCAUUGUACCAAAAUGGUAUCUUUGACACAGGACGAGAGGAUUUGAAAAUCAAACCUGAAAUGGCCUGGUCCCGUUUCUGAAAGAUUAUGUAUAAAGUAUUCUUCUCCUAGUUUCCUGAAGGUAUUUGAAAACUAAAACUUUUUAUUGCAAUUGUCAGUCAAGAACAUACUAUGAAGGCCGGAAUGACCAUGUUAUUAUAUGGUAAUACACAGUAGUUUUGCGUCUCAUGAGACAUGAACCUGCCAAAGCCUAUGUGACCUCUCUUUUCCUCCUGCUCAGUUCCUGCCACUGGAGGACAUGUUCUACAGUUAAAUGAUACAUGGUCUAGGGCCUCCUGUGUAUGUGUGCACAUCCUGUGGCAUUUUUUUUCUAUGGAUGUAAUUUAAUGUUUUUUGAACCUUUUUGUAAUUUGACUUGAACAGAACUAGUCAUGUUUUCAUAUUGUCAAACAAAUAACUUCAAAAAGUAGGCUACCUGCGUGUGUUCGUCUAGUCCAAAAUUAUUCCAGCAUCCUAACAUUUGAUGAGUAGAUGAAUGGGAAGAGACAUCCGUUACGAAACACCAAAAAUUGUAAUGACAUUCUGUGAUUUUCAUUAGGUCUACACUCUUGUAGCCUGAAUUAAUUGAUGCGUCUUUGACAAAAGGACCUUUUUUGUAGAACGAAAAGUUGGGACGCCUGAAAAGGGGCUGAGAGAUGGGACUGUCCCGGGAUGACAAGUGCAGCCACGUGGAGAUAUAUAUAUUUUAAACCAUGACCGGCGGGGGUGUUCAUUUUAAUAUUUACCUCUGUCGCAGUACAAAUUGCAAUUUAAAGAAAUGAUAUAAUUGUUCAAUUAGUAUUAUUUACAGACCCUGCAUUUAGGGGGCCUCAUGUCUCAUUCAGGGGUCCCCCCUGGACCCAAUGUAAUUCACACACUGUCUGCUGAUCGCUUUGUCUGAUAGUCUUAAUGGCUGGUUACAAACAUGUAAAUAAAUGCAUUGGACUUGACAAGAGAUUGACCGAAAGGUGAAGUACCAAGAAAUAUUCAGACUAUUGUAAUUGUUCAUUAAAAUGUUUAUAAACUAUA
Messenger RNA from Oncorhynchus keta (chum salmon), 5907 nucleotides. Its product is annotated as activating transcription factor 7-interacting protein 1-like. Lineage: Eukaryota; Metazoa; Chordata; Actinopteri; Salmoniformes; Salmonidae. Gene Ontology annotation, molecular function: protein binding; transcription coregulator activity. The coding region runs from base 1349 to 4510 and encodes 1053 amino acids. The record is from RefSeq and is a predicted model, not a curated record. The transcript has 12 exons. Gene Ontology annotation, cellular component: transcription regulator complex; nucleus. Gene Ontology annotation, biological process: regulation of DNA-templated transcription.